This is a messenger RNA of Symbiodinium sp. CCMP2592, 1542 nucleotides long. Lineage: Eukaryota; Dinophyceae; Suessiales; Symbiodiniaceae. The record is from the annotation of a GenBank genome assembly.
AUGUUCAAAAGAGAACAGCGGAUGGUCCGCGGUAAGCAGCAGAAAGCUUCCCUCUCACGCAAGAAGCAGCGCAAAGCUUCUAAAUUUGUGAAGGUGAGAGGAGCUCGCAAUCCCACGCGUCUUUCAGCCGCAAUUUACAACAAGCUGAAGCAAGCAGACUCUGCAUUGGCCAACGACCCUAACCGAAGGGAUAAAGUCAAUCAGGUUUAUGGCCGCUUGAUGUAUUUGCAGUCGAGAAUAGACGAGCUAUUGCUUGCGGGCGAAGAAGGUGAUGCUUCUGAGUUGUUUGAGCUCGAACAGGAGCGGGAUGACACCAUCAGGGAGUUUUCAUCCCGCGUUGAGGGUACCAGCCGCAGAGCUGCUAUCGAUUCUUACGUUCCUAGUCGCAGACAGCGAUGGGCGGACAUGGACGAUGAUGACGACUUCGACAACGGUCACGUAUGGGACGAGAGCGUUGUCAUUGAAGCUUCUUUCUCUGAUGCCAUUGAAGAAGCUACGGAGGAGUACUCUGUCGUCCAGCCAAUGCCGUGCGCCGAAGGCGUUCGCCAGGUCCAUGAGUUGGAUACUGAAGCCCCUUGGACCUCGACCGUCACGCCAGAUGAGCUGGCUGACGAUCUCCCUGUAUUGGCGCCGAAUGGUGCGAAAUGGGUCGUUUGCACUGAUUUCUACACUAUGCAGAAGUCUUUGCUUGACCUCCCUUUGUCAACCGACAGCCAAGUCAUCAUGUCCGAGGUCAGCGUCUUUGUUGACGACGAGCAUGACGUCCGCGUUUUCAACCCGCUGGGCGUAUACAUUGGCCGUAAGACCAAGUGGAGGUUCGAUGGCAGCCAUUUUCUCGAGUUUGAUGAGACUGGGAAGGCCAAAGCAUCAGAGAAAGUUGCCGCUAGUGAUGACACAUCCAGCGGUAAUCAGAAGAGCACCAAGCCCUAUUAUAAGGACAAUGUCUUCACUCCCGAGUCAACGAUUCGAGCGCGCACUCCUUUGCUUGCCAAUCUCGACGAGAAUGGCAAAUACAACAUCACAGGUGAUGUGCGAGACGCCGCUUUGAAACGUUUUCUUUCUGACGACGGAGUUUUCGCUGAUCUUAGCGUCCUUUACAACAUGCCCGUGGGGUGCAUUACCUCACAGCCAGAGUGGGCUUUGUACGAGGACUAUAGGUCGUACGGCGACUUGCAGUUCUUAGAGCCGGAUGACAUCAUGCCUGGAGCCGACGGGUCAGCCAUUUUCCGACACGUUGGCCAUGCUAAAGCGCUUCCGAAAGCGCCAGGCAAUGAUGAGCCUCUGAAGCCAUCACGGCGGUAUCAUUCAGCAGUAGCCAAAGUUAUGAAGAACGCUACUGCGAAGAUUGCCCGUGAAUUAGAGCGGACGAUGUCGAGCAGGACUUGGAUGUGGAAUAUGCUCUCCUUCAGAACUGGGAGGAACUUCAAGAGAGGCACGGGGGCCGUGAGUACAGUUCCUGGCGCGAACUUUGAGGAGUAUGAAGGUGUCCGUCUGGGGUCUGUCAAACUUCCUGCUGGACUACAUAUGACGAUACGAUUCUGA